Kogia breviceps (pygmy sperm whale) is the source of this 2533-nucleotide messenger RNA. The record is from RefSeq and is a predicted model, not a curated record. Lineage: Eukaryota; Metazoa; Chordata; Mammalia; Artiodactyla; Physeteridae.
AUGAAUUACCCAAGAGAUGGGGAAAAAUUUAUGACCUGCAGCAUGAACAUCUACCAAAAGUCUACUUUUUCAUCCCGAAUGAAGAAUCGUUCACACCUGGGCCAACUAGGAAUCUUCGCUGACACAGGUAGUACCUCAGCUGAAAAACUGGGGCUAGAUCCCACUCUUAUUCUCAGAUUAACAGAAGGUGCAGACACAAAAAGGACUGUCCAUGAAUUUAUUAAUGACCAGAGAGACAGAUUUAUGCUCGAGUAUGCUCUGUCAACCAAAAGAAACACAAUUCAAAAGUAUGAAAAACACACAACAAUGAAGGAAAGACAACUCAUGAAAGCAGAAAAAAAGCUCAAAGAAGACGCAAUGGCCUUUGAAGAGUUCCUUCGAGAAAACGACCAGAGAUCUGUAGAUGCUCUGAAAAUUGCAGCGCAAGAAACUAUAAACAAACUCCAAAUGACAGCAGAGCUGAAGAAAGCGAGUAUGGAGAUACAGUCGGUGAAAAGUGAAAUAGCCAAAACAGAAUUCCUCCUUAAAGAGUACAUGAACUAUGGAUUUUUUCUGCUGAAAUUAUCUCCAAAACAAUGGCAAAUCCAGCAAGCAAUGAAAAGGGUGUCAAAGAAUAAAGAAAAUGUGAAUGUCAUGCUUCCAAGUAUAAUGACAAUCUCAGAAAUUAAAACAGUAUGUACAAGGAGAAGAGAGGGCAACAUGGAGGAGUCCAGGAGGAUAUCAUUUUCAGAAGACUCUUCUCUGGGAAGGGGUAGCCAAGCAAAACCACGCAAGACGACCACUCCCACCCUAGAGCAAAAGAAAUCAUCCUUAUCAAACCAAGCUGAAAGUAUCAGUUCAGAAGACAGUUUGGAAUUCUUUUUAGAUGAUGAUAUGGACAAUGACCUGGAGCCAGAACUUUAUUUCAAAGAACCCGAAGAGUUACUUCAGGUCCUCACAGAGCUGGAAGAGCAGAAUCUUACUUUGGUACAAUACUCCCAAGAUAUAGAUGAAAAUCUUGAAGAUGUAAAUAAAAGAGAAAAACUUAUACAGGAUAAAAUAAAUACCAGCAUAGAGUUUCUUUUGGAACACAAGGAAAUGCUUAAGGCUAACUGUGUAAGAGAAGAGGAAAAAGCAGCAGAACUGGAAUUAAGGUCCAGACUAUUUAGUUUUGGAGAAUUUAAUUCAGAUGCUCAGGAAAAACUGAUAGACUCUCUUAGUAAAAAAAUUAAUCAAGUAUACAAAGUCUGCAUUGGAGAUGCUGAGGUUGCCAGCCUCAACGCAGUUCAAAAGCUGGUAAAAGUAGAGUCUCGCCUGGUGGAACUGAGUGAUCUCAUUGAAUCCAUUCCCAAAGAAAACGUGGAGGCAAUUGAGAGGACGAAACAGAAAGAACGAUGGCAAAAGUUGCGUGAAGAGAAAGUGAAAGAAAAACAAAAACACCAGGAGGAAAGGCUAAAAGCUGCUCUGGACAGAGCAGUAGCACAGCCAAAGAAAAAGCUGGGAAGACGACUUCUCUACCGCUCAAAACCUCCAUGUGUUAACAAACGUGAACUACUUUUAGGCAAGGAUACAAGAACAAAAUCACUGGAGGAAGAAUAUUUUUUCACUUGAAUAGGAGCAGUAAGACAUUUAUAACCAGAAUGCUUUAGGCAUAUUUUGUAGAUUUUUGCUUUUCAGUAAGGGCAAUAUUCUGCCCCACACACAGGCCUAACCAAUUUCAGGAAGACAGGUCCUUACUCUAAAAGGCCCUUAGGAUUGGAAAUGUGAGUUAUUUUCUUUUGUUGAAGACCUUUAUUAUCCAUACCCUAACCAUUGUUCUAUAUAGCUAAACAUUUAUACUUUCUGUUGUCCCAGGUGGGGAUAUACAUCCAAAGUGACCUUACAGAUGUAACUGUAUGGUGAAUGACCAUUUAAGUGCAAUAAUGGCAUUCUGACAGCAUAAAACUUUAAAUCUUUUUUUUUUUCCAACCAGUCCACAGGAAAGUUCAUAGUGUAAAUUUUAUCACUGUGGAGUAUACAUUUUAACAACGUACAACUCUAAAAUAUUGAUUUGAGGAGUUUAAAAAUUAAAUGAAAAGUACUAGAUUAUGUUCUCAUGAGAACAGAAUGAGACAUAAUCAACUAUGAGACUGAUUUUUAAUUCACAUUAAGGGGUUCUGUUCAGAAAACUUAAUUCUCUUAAGUGAACAAACCAUAUGUCUUCAGUCUAAAUGUCAGUUCACAAUUUCUGUUGUGUUCUAUACUCAAAACCAUUUUAAUUUUCAGGUGAUGUUUCAAUUUUAGCUGUAAUAUGCAUAUCAUUUAGCUCACAUUGAUAUAGAAUUAACAUGUAAUUUAUUGACUACUAAGUAAAAUAAUACAGUCUAUAUUAACUCUAAGAAAAUAUUUAACUUUAUGUGUCAAAAGUGGCUCAAAAAUAACUUUAAAAGAAACAGUUGCUUUUAAAAGGUCUCAGUUAAUAUACAAUUACAAGGGCUAAAAUUGACUUUCAUAAACAUUUAUAGAGCAUAUAAAUAAAUUUCCCUUAUAGAAAAAAAAAUACAGCAUUGGGCUU